Molecule: messenger RNA, 1221 nt
Organism: Boleophthalmus pectinirostris (great blue-spotted mudskipper)
Lineage: Eukaryota; Metazoa; Chordata; Actinopteri; Gobiiformes; Gobiidae
Product: endosome/lysosome-associated apoptosis and autophagy regulator 1-like
Exons: 6
Coding region: 1-786 (261 amino acids)
Biological process (GO): autophagosome assembly; positive regulation of vacuole organization
Cellular component (GO): late endosome; lysosome; extracellular exosome
Source: RefSeq, a predicted model, not a curated record
AUGGCUGAGUUCACAACAUUUUGUUAUGAUACUUCAGGUGUCACCAUAGAGACUUCACUGAAUGACAUCUCAUCUCCAGCUGGGUUAUUCCCCUCUACAUCCACACUGCCAGAUGUCAUCUUCUACUACAGGUCCACAGACAAAACCCAGGCGUGUAAACAGGGCAGAGCUGCCACAGUCCGGAUGAGAUGUAACCCCGCAGUGAGCGCCAAAGACCAGAUCACCACACCAAGUAACUGUUCUGAGGGCACAUGUGAUGGGUGUACCUUCCACUUCCUAUGGGAAAGUCAGAACGCAUGCCCACUCUGCACCAAGAACCACUAUAGAGAGAUAGUCAGCGCUUGUGUACAAGGAAUACAGAAAACCACAUUCGUAUGGCAGCAGCCUCUUCAGUGCAUUGGUGGUGAAGCUCUCCCAGAGCAGCUGAUCUCUGCCUGUGUCAGUCUGGACUUUUGGCUGAAGUUUGGUGUCACAACAGGAACAUUAUCUGCUCUUCUUCUUAUCUGCAUCAGCUGCUAUUUCUGGAAAAGGACUCGCAAGCUUGAAUACAAAUACUCCAAACUGAUGAUGAGCUCUGGAGACAAAGAGUGUGAACUGCCCGCUGCGGACAGCUGUGCCAUUAUGGAGGGAGAGGAUGCAGAGGAUGACUACAUUGACCUCACCAAGAAAUCCCUCUUCACCAAAAUCAAGUCCUUCAGAUCUGAGAGGACUGUGGAUGGGUUUGACUCAGUUCCACUGAAAUCUUCUUCGCUUUUGCAACAAGAGGAGGACUCCGAUGACGACUAACUAGAGGGUUUUAUAUGGAAAACAUGUUACAUUGUGGUGGACACAAGGGUCCGCAAUAUCAUUGUACAUCUUGAAUGCAUUUUGUUGUUAGUUAACGAGAUUGCCAACACCAGUUGCACUAGUUUAUGUAUGAGUCAUGACAAACUGAGACCAAUCAGACCCACUUGGACUUACUUGGUAAAUGUGCUAAUAAAAGGUCAUGUUUGCAUUUUAUUUAUUAAUAAAUGAUAAUGGUAUUAAGAUUAUAUAUGCCUAGUGUUACAGAGAAAAUAGGAUACUCUAGAAUGUGACUUUUAAAACUAAAAAGAGAUGUUACGUUUUUUUGUGUGGACUGUAACCAUUGACUGUUAAGUUAUACAACAUGUAACACUGUAAUGCUGUAUAACUUUUUAACUUAAAUUUCUGUCAAAUAUCUCAUUAUUAAAUCCUUCAGAA